AUGGAGAAAAGAAAGCGGCGGCAUGCCGAUGGUGGGCAGGCUGAAUUCGGGGAAGAUGGUGGACUCCAGCACGAGCAAGAAUACCCAUCUGCGAAGAAACACUCCAAGAGUGGAAAGGCCUCCGGUUCAUCAGAGGACAGAAAGAAGAAAGAGAAGGGCAGGCGAACUGACGGGGAGGGACACGGAUACAGUCAUGGCACUGGCAACGAGGAAGCGGCUGUCGGGCGUUCGUCGCGUCGAGCUGAGAAGAAAUAUCGAGGAAACUCUCACGCUAGCUCUGCCACGCAGAGUUCAACUGCAUGUGAAUCUGGUGGAGAGGACGCCUCUUCAUCUGAUCAAGACGUGGACGUCCACAAAAGAGGCGAUAAACGCCACAGAGUGGCUGAUCGCAAGAAGGCGAGCCUGCAGCACUCUUCCGCGAGUGGUGAUGACAUCGCGGAAUCAAGCCAGGGGGCACAUGACCUUUUCGGGUCAGAUUCUGACGGGGAAUCCGAUCUUCUUCCCAGGAAGAAGUCGAACGAUAUCGACAAGAUUGCUAUCAACAAAGCGUAUGCAGAAGCCUACGAAGUUCGCAAGAGACGGGAAGUGCUACAAAAAAACAAAGAUCUACUCGACGAAACCGACGAUAGUGAAUCGUCGAGCGAUGAAGAUGAAGAAGGCGACCUCCUGUCUGAAAGGGUGGAGUCAAAAAUCUUGGACACGCUAGCGCGAAUCAAAAAUAAGGAUUCGUCGGUCUACGACAAGAAACACAAUUUCUUUGAUGAUGCGGAUUUCGCCGAUGACCAGGACACCGCUGCUAUAAAAGGCUCAUCAAAGAAAACGACCUACACAGAUAUGGUCCGGAAGACACUGGCAGAGCACGGGCCAACGGCGUUCGUCGACGAAGAGGACGCACUUUCUGCAAAGAAGUCAGGUUCACAAGCCCCCAGCUACCGUGACGAGAUGGAUGCGCUGAAGAAAGCUUUCGUGGAAGCUGCUGAAGGCGUCGACGAAGAUGACGGUUUUCUUCAAACUAGGCAGAAGACAGAAGAGGAACUCGCCCAGGAGGAGAAGGAUUAUAAAAAUUUCCUGAGUUCGAACAAGGGAAAGGAACAAACUGAUAUGAACGCCGUGUUAAAUAGAUACUGGGCUCCAGAUGAUAAUCUGGACUCAGAUGAAAGGUUCCUGAGGGAUUACAUUCUCAAUCAAGGCUGGCGAGAGGAUAGGGUUGCGCUUUUUGAUGAGCAGAAGAAUGAGAGGUUUGAUGAAGAUGAAGACGAACUCAAUGUGGAUCAGGCAGACGCUUUCGAGGCGACAUACAAUUUCAGGUUUGAAGAGGAAGGAGGUGCAGACAUUCUGGGCCAUGCUCGUCGAGUUGAAGGUUCUGUCAGGCAGAAAAACGAUAAGCGCCGGAGGCAGCGUGAGGCAAAGAAAGCGCGACUGGCAGAAGAGAAGGCCCAGCGUGACGAGGAGCUUCGGCGAUUGAAGGCUGCGAAGAAGCAAGAGAUAUUAGACAGAAUUCGAAAAAUACAGGAGAUGACGGGUCACAUGGAAGUCGAUGUAAGCGCUAUCGACCUUGAUGCUGACUUUGAUCCCGAGGCUCACGACAAAGAAAUGGCAACAAUGCUCGGGGACGACUAUGAAGAGCGCGAGGAAGCAGUCGAAGGAGAUGAACUCCUUAAGGUCCCUACUGGUUUUGAACAGGAUUUGGGUAUCUCUGGUGAGGAUGAUCAGACCUUACAAUCCUUGUCUAAAAAGCAGCGAAAACUCAUGAAAUUAUUGAAGAAACGUAAUGCUCGAUCAAUCGAUGAGGGCGAGGCGUAUGCACCGCUACCAGAUGGCGAAGAAGGAGAUGCAAGCGCGCCAACAGAUGUGGCUGCGGAAGAUGAUAGUGGAUCUCCGCCAGAGUCCUCAGAGCAAGAUGCGUCGGAGUGGUGGAUGUGUGACGGUUGCGGCAAUGGAAUCCCAGGAGGCAAAAAAAGAUUCGACUGCCUGACAUGUGAUAAUUUCACACUCUGUAAACAAUGCUACCGUAACGUUCGUCAUCCACAUCAACUGGUUAAGCGGACGGUGCCUCUAGAGUGCCAGCCGCCGAAGGAUUUCCAUCCAGACUCUUCCGAUGUUUCGAAAACUAUCAAGGAGUACUUGGAUGAAUAUUUCCAGACCGACUAUGAGGACAUCAUUGGAAAGGAUCUUCCGACGCGCUUCAAAUACACCCGCGUCAGACCGGAGAGUUAUGGAUUGACGGUGGAAGACAUUCUUUCGAAAACCGACAAGGAGCUUAACGCACACGUCUCCUUGAAAAAACUGGCACCAUAUCGCCCGCAGGUGCCUGAAUCAAGAAGAAAGUUACAAAGGGCCAUGUUCUGGAGAAAACGCACGGAAAAAGAGGCACAGCGCGGUGGCAAGAAAGACAAGAAGAAUCCAGCAAAGCAGAUGACAAAAUUCGGCAUCACACAGGACCGUCUGGACGCUUAUGGCGACUGA
This is a messenger RNA of Besnoitia besnoiti, 2466 nucleotides long. Its product is annotated as zinc finger, zz type domain-containing protein. NCBI's taxonomy places the organism in Eukaryota, Apicomplexa, Conoidasida, Eucoccidiorida, Sarcocystidae. The record is from RefSeq and is a predicted model, not a curated record. The transcript has 16 exons. Gene Ontology annotation, cellular component: nucleolus; 90S preribosome. Gene Ontology annotation, molecular function: zinc ion binding. The coding region runs from base 1 to 2466 and encodes 821 amino acids. Gene Ontology annotation, biological process: endonucleolytic cleavage in ITS1 to separate SSU-rRNA from 5.8S rRNA and LSU-rRNA from tricistronic rRNA transcript (SSU-rRNA, 5.8S rRNA, LSU-rRNA).